AUGGUGCUACUGUGGUCAUUUUGGCCGUUGCUAACACCAGUCGCGGCUGCUGUGGAAGCUGAGUGGGUCGAUCUCCUUCAAAGCAGGGCCCGACAAUUCACGACUAUCCUCGAGACAUCCCAGCCAGAGCCGUUCGUCACCGUGACGGCGCGCAAUGUGUCGCUCAAUGCCUGGGGUAAUGAAACGGCUCCUGGGGUCGCCCUGGAGCUCGUGUCUGGGUCGACAGCCAUCACCAUGGAGGCUAUCAAAAUCAAAGGUGGGCUGAUCCAAAGCUUUAGCCUCAACAACCGCAACAUCUUACUGCAACGGCCCCACAUGGAUCAGAUGGAUGGCAACAUCUUCUGGCCUGGCCCCCAGUCAAAAUGGGGCUGGCCACCCCCUAAGGCCAUUGAUCCAACACCGUCUAAAGACUUCACCACUGCCUAUGCUCUGGAGAUCGACUUCAUGACUCGCAGCUUCGAGCUUUUUAGCCCCGUCUGGGAGGAGCAAAACCUCUCUGUUUCCAAGAAGGUCUCGGUGGAUGUCUCACGGAUGUCUUUCCUGAUAGACUAUGGGAUUCAUGUCGGUGGAGACACGAAGAUAAAGUGGGCCCCAUGGGAAAUCUCCAGGGUGCAGCCCUAUGGCUUGACUUUCUUCAAAACUGGUUCAGAACAGACUUCUGGCACAUGGCCCUCGCUGGAUUUGAAGCACCGUGAUGGCGUGACAUGGUUCCCGCAGGUGGGUGACAAGGCAUCCGGAAAGCUGUUUGCCAGCACCGUGCCAUCACUGCCAUCAUCAGAGAUGUCAUGGUUGGCUCACACGGAUGGCGCACUACUCUUCGUAAAGUGCUUCCACCAUAUUCCCAACGGCACGCAGGCUCCUGGAGAGCUGCAGAUCGAAAUUUAUGAUGGCACCGACUAUGUGGAGGUUGAACAGCAGGGUGCCUACCAGGAAGUGUUCCCUGGCCAACCGGUGACCUGGAGGGUGGAAUGGCUUCUGAGAGAAUUGCCUGCCGGUGCGAAGCCCAUUCCGGGUGAGCGUCUCCUCGUGGCUGCCGCUGACGAGCUGUGCUCGUGA
Molecule: messenger RNA, 1056 nt
Organism: Symbiodinium necroappetens
Lineage: Eukaryota; Dinophyceae; Suessiales; Symbiodiniaceae
Source: the annotation of a GenBank genome assembly